AUGGACAUAUUUUUGACGAGGUUUAAUUCAUCUCCAUCAAGUUCUAGUUUUAGAGACAAUUUCUCCCAUCUUGUAGAGGAGUUUGACGUGAAAUCACUUAAUACUGACCCCGGAGAGAGAAUAUCCAUUAGAUAUAGCUCUAGAAUACAGGAUGAAAUGAGAAGACACUACAUCCAAAGAGGGCCUUGCCAACCAAUUGAUCACAAAUUUCCUAAAGCUUUAUUUGGGAAGAAAAUGCGCCAAUUUAGUCCGGGUUGGUUUAAAGGUUCGCAUUCUAGAUGGUUAGAGUAUAGUGUGAAGAAAGAUGCCGCAUUUUGUUUAUGUUGUUAUUUAUUCAAAAAUGAUUACGUUCAUGGAAGCACAAGUGACUCUUUCACAAAAACCGGCUUUAAGGCUUGGAAUAAAGGAAUCGAAAGACUUGGUCUACAUGUUGGUGAAGUAAAUAAUCUCCACCAUAAGUGUUUCAACAAUAUGCUAGACUUGUCAAAUCAAUCUCAAUCAAUUCAAGCUGAUUUUGAAAAGCAAUCUGAUCAACAAAAAACUGAAUAUCUAAUUCGUUUAAAUGUCUCAAUCGAUGUUGCAAGGUUUCUUUUGAACUUUGGAUUGUCUUUUCGUGGUCACGAUGAAAGUGAAUCAUCAACAAACAAAGGCCUUUUUCUAGGGCUUUUGGAAUGGCUUGGAAAUAGUCUUCCAGAUAUAGAUAGAAUUAUAUUAAAACAUGCUCCAAAAAAUGAUAUGAUGACUUCGCCAAAAAUUCAAAAGGAUAUUGUGAGUGCUUGUGCACAAGAGACCGUGAAAGCUAUAAUUGAUGACUUGGAUGGAGAUUAUUUUGGGAUAUUAGUUGAUGAGUCCAAGGAUAUUUCACAUCAUGAACAAAUGACCCUCACUUUGCGGUAUAUUGACAAAAAAGGCCAAGUGAACGAGCCAUUUAUUAGCCUUGUUCGUGUUAGUGAUACAUCUGCAAAGUUGUUGAAAGAAGCAGUACUUUCUUUGCUAAUAAAACACUCAUUAAGUCCAUCCAAAAUACGUGGACAAGGCUAUGAUGGGGCUAGUGAUAUGCAGGGAAAGAUGAAUGGUCUUAAAGCUUUAAUUUUGCAAGAAACUCCAUCGGCAUAUUCAGCUCAUUGUUUUGCACAUCAAUUACAGUUGACGCUUGUAGCUGUUGCUAAAAAACACAAGGAGUUAGAGACUUUCUUUGCUAUAGUUACUAACGUGUUGAAUGUAAUUGGAGUUUCUUUUAAGCGUAGAGAUCAACUUCGGGAUCAUCAAACAGAAUUGUUGGAGCAAUUGUUGGAGAGUGGUGAAGUUCAAAGUGGAAAAGGAUUAAAUCAAGAGCGAGGAUUUCAAAGGCCAGGUGACACUCGUUGGGGAUCACAUUGUAAAAUAUUAGAUAACUUUGUUAUUUUAUUUUCUUCUAUUGUUCAUGUGUUUGGGGUGAUUGAAUGUGACAGUGAUGUUAAUGAUAAGUUGCAAGACGAAACUUUUUUCAGUAAAAUUAAAGUAUUUGAAUUUGUUUUCUUGCUUCACUUAAUGUUGAAAGUGUUGAUAAUGUCAAACGAGUUGAGCAAAGCUUUACAGAAGAAAGAUCAAGAUAUUGUCAAUGCCAUGAUAUUUCUUGAUAUCACAAAGGAAUGGUUGCAAGAAAUGAGAGAUAAAGGAUGUGAACCAUUGAUGGAUGAAGUAUAUUUAUUUUGUGCAAAACAUGAUAUUUUGGUGCCUAAGAUGGAAGAAUUCUAUAUUCCUGGAAAGUCGAAGCGUAGGCUUCUAGUUAACCUGCUUCUUGGUAUGGCUAGCUUGAAUCCGAUUAAUUCAUUUGCUAAUUUUGAUAAGGAAAGAAUAAUAACAUUGGCCAAGCAUUAUCCCGAUGAGUUUGGUGAAUUGAAGCUUCGAGAUCUUAGUCGCCAACUUGACACUUUCAUAUGGAACAUGCAACAUGGUGACCCUAGGUUCUCUGAUUUGAAAGGAAUUGGUGAUUUGACAAAAGCAUUGGUUGAGGCAAAUCUUGUGGAUACUUAUUCACUUGUUUAUUUGCUUGUGAAGUUGACUUUAAUUUUACCUGUCGCAACUGCAACGGUGGAAAGAGCACUCUCAUCCAUGAAGUACAUCAAAGAUGAAUUGUGUAGUAGUAUUAGUGAUGCAUUUUUAAAUAAUUGUUUAGUCUGUUACUUUGAGAAGGAAGUAUUUGUAAAUAUAAGCAAUGAUGCUAUUAUUGACCGUUUUCAAAACAUGAAAGCGCGUCGAGUUCAACUAUAA
Molecule: messenger RNA, 2253 nt
Organism: Nicotiana tabacum (common tobacco)
Lineage: Eukaryota; Viridiplantae; Streptophyta; Magnoliopsida; Solanales; Solanaceae
Source: RefSeq, a predicted model, not a curated record